This is a messenger RNA of Theobroma cacao (cacao), 2591 nucleotides long. Its product is annotated as pentatricopeptide repeat-containing protein At5g56310-like. NCBI's taxonomy places the organism in Eukaryota, Viridiplantae, Streptophyta, Magnoliopsida, Malvales, Malvaceae. Gene Ontology annotation, biological process: RNA modification. The record is from RefSeq and is a predicted model, not a curated record. Gene Ontology annotation, molecular function: protein binding; RNA binding.
AUCGAGAUUCCUUUACAACGUUAAUGUUUACCAUAAUCUUGGACUUGGUGCAUGGAAAUCCGAUUUGUUUUCAUCAAAAACCAAAGGUAUUAAUGUUCAGGUAAGGACAUUGCCGAGCAUGUAUAUAUUAGUAAUAAGAUUAGGAUGCCAAAGGCUGAGCCUUUGAAUCCAAACCAUACCAAACCAAUCCGCUCCAGUUUCUCUGGUAAUGCUCGCAAUCUUUAAUCUAAUUCAUUAGUAAAAUACUGCUACUACAGCACUGCUAGUUAACUGGUUGGUCAUCUACGCCAUUAUGAGCGGCCAUCUUUCCAAGCUCCCCGCCUUAAUCAGACGUUUUGCUCAUUUCAAUUUCUUAUUUUCUGCUCACCCAAUCAGACAUCAUACUGACAUCUUUGUAACAAAACCUGCUUCAUAUACACGCGAGUGUAAUAUGCGGAUUAACGACUUUGGUCGCCGUGGCAAAGUCAAAGCAGCAAAGCAACUUUUCGAUGAAAUGCUUCAAAGUCAUAGGGACGCCGCCUCUUAUGCUUCCAUGAUCACUGUUUAUUUGAAAAAUAAUCAUCUUCCCAAAGCCGAGGCGCUGUUUACCUCCAUGCCCCGUACCCAUAGAAACAUUGUUGCUGAAUCCGCAAUGAUCCACGGCUACGUGAAAGCCGGUCGUCUACCCGAAGCUCGUAAACUUUUUGAUGAUAUGGUUGACAGAAAUGUCUUCUCCUGGACUAGUUUGAUUUCUGGGUAUUUUGCAGUAGGGCAAGUUGCAGAGGGUCGUCUCCUUUUUGAGCAAAUGCCUAUGUCUGUGAAAAAUGUGGUGUCUUGGACAACGGUAGUUUUGGGUUAUGCACAUAACGGUUUAAUUGAUGAAGCUCGCCAUGUUUUUGACCGAAUGCCUGACAAAAACAUUGUUGCCUGGACAGCUAUGCUCAAGUCUUAUGUUGACAAUGGCCGGAUUGAUGAUGCAAUUAGGCUUUUCUACCAGAUGCCUCAAAGGAAUCUGUAUGCCUGGAAUAUCAUGAUUUCUGCCUGUCUAAAGGUUAGCAGAGUCUGCUUGGCUAUUCAAUUAUUUGAUUCUUUGCCCCAAAAAAACCUGAUUUCUUGGACAAGUAUGGUUUCGGGUUUGGCAAGAAACGGGAUGACAAAACAGGCUAGGGAAUACUUUGAUCAGAUGCCAGUAAGCAAAGACAUAGCCGCAUGGAAUGCCAUGAUAACCGCAUACGUUGAUCAAGGGGACAUGCCUAAAGCUAGUGAGCUUUUCUACUCGAUGCCUAAUAAGAACAUUGUUGCUUGGAAUGUCAUGAUUGAUGGAUAUUCAAGAAAUGGAGCUCAAGGUGAAGCUUUCAGCCUCCUGAUCCUCAUGCUUCGUUCUGGCUUCAGGCCUAAUGAGACUACAAUCACUAGCGUGUUGACCUCCUGCAAUAGCAUUUUAGAGGUCGGGCAAGCUCAUGCUCUUGUUUUUCGUUUGGGGUUUGACUUUGAGCAUGGCAUUUCACUCACUAAAACUCUUCUUUCAGCAUAUUCAAGAAUUGGGGAUCUCAAUUCAGCUAGGCUUGCUUUUCAAGGUCUAAAGGCUAAGGAUCUUGUGUCAUGGACUGCCAUGAUAUUAGCAUAUUCACACCAUGGAUAUGGUAAGCAUGCAUUACAUGUUUUUGCAGCCAUGCUAACAUCAGGUGCCAAGCCGGAUGAGAUCACUUUUGUAGGAGUCUUGUCAGCUUGUAGCCAUGCUGGUUUUGUAGAGAAAGGUCAAAGGCUAUUUGAUUCAAUGAGUCACAUGUAUGGUUUACAACCCAGGGCUGAGCACUAUUCUUGCCUUGUGGACAUCCUUGGUCGAGCAGGACAAGUGGAGAAGGCCAUGAGUGUUGUGAACAAAAUGCCUCCAAGUGAGUGCGAUGGUGCUGUUCUAGGAGCAUUGCUUGCUGCAUGCAGAUUGCAUAGGGACGAUAAAAUAGCAAAUCACAUUGGUAAACAGCUAAUUGAGCUAGAGCCUACUGACUCUGGUGGCUACGUUCUCUUGGCUAAUGUAUAUGCAGCGCAAGAGAAGUGGAAUGAGUUUGCCCGAGUAAGGAAGAUGAUGAAGGAGAGGAAAGUGAAGAAAGUUGCUGGGUUUAGUUAUGUAGAAGUGAAAGGAAAGAAUCAUGUAUUCUUCGUAGGGGACAGAUGUCAUCCUCAGGUUGAAGAGAUGUAUGAAAUGCUACGAGUUAUGCUACCACCUCGUACGAGCGGGGUGGAUUGCAUUCAAGGGGACCCAACUAUACCUUUAUCGUAGUUUGUGAGAAACUGAAGAAAAAUAGAGUUGCUGAAUCCAUCUGGGAUUUGGUUGGUGCGGCAAUUAGUUAUAAUGAGCAUCAAAAUCCACGACUGGUUGGAGUUAUAUAACUGCUGUGGUUUGUGCGGUUUGAAGGCAAGAAGUAAUUGGUCAGUACAUAGCACACGAGUGAUUCCCAAUGGGUGUUGAACAUUAAAAGCUGUCAAAUUUGAAAUGGUGAAACCAAUUGUGACAUGAAAAUUAGUGACUGUAGGAAUGUUGUGAUGAAGCGUGUAUAAAAGAAUCUUUUGAUUUAUGGAAAUAAAAAUGGGAGAGGAUUUGAAAUGGUCAA